CUGAUAAGCUUUUACAAUUAUAUAUGUAUAUAGAUGAUAAGUAUAGAUAGAUAUAUCAUACAUAUAUUAUUGUAAAAGCACAGUGGCAAUUUAUGAGCACCUACACAAGUAAAAGCUUGCAUCCGUCCCAUCAACUACCACCCUCUCGUCGGCUAUUGAUUUUUCAUGUCUUCGUAGAGCAUUACGACUGGUCGCCGUAGGAACCCAGUGCGCACAUAUCUGCACACAACGAGAAACGCGCUCGAACCCGGUGUUGUUCCUAGUGGGUGUGCUUCAGAGAGUCCUCGCGACGCGAAAUAAUAAAACCCACUAGCGUGUAAAAAUUUUAAAAAAGUUAAAGAAAAAUUUUUAAUUUAAAUCAAAAUAUUGCGUAAAUAAAAAUAAAUAAAAAUAAUUGCGGAGAAAAAAAAGUCAUUCGUGUAAACCAAAGUGCCGACUGAAUUGAGCAACGAACAACAACAAUAAUAAAUAAAAAAAAAAAAAAAGUUAAUACGGAUGUGAUUAACUUUUAUAAAUAAAUAUAUACAGGGUAGAAGUGCGUCGACCCAGUGAGGACAGGAGUGGCUGCACUCUUGACUUUUCUCUGUCCUUAUUCGCUGGUGCUUCCUACGUAUUCUCUUAACCUGCAGGAGCAGCCCCCACGCGCCAUAAAGUUACUGGGGGAUCCAACCCCCGUAAACUCACUGGAGUAUCUAAUAGAGUCUGAUACCCUUAUCAGUUGAUACAGAUACAGCACAUAGGGUUUAGUCCUACAUCAUUACACCCUUGAUGUAACGUGGGUGUUUUACUUCCGUCAUCUGUAGACUUAAAGCUCUCGAGACAAAACCAGAGACGCGUUUUCAGUAAACUUGAUAUUCAAAACACCCGCGCUAAUUGAUUGAGUUAUUUUUAAAAAAUAUUGUAAUGUGAUAAAAGUGGUACAGUCUGUCGCGUUUUAAUUUAAGUACUAGUGCUGUCAGGUAAUCUCAGUUACAGCCUUGACACUGGUGUAAUCCAGACACCAGAGUGAGUCUCAUUGAAAGACGAUAUCAAAAUAAACGCGUAUUGUUCGGAAUUACGAGGGUUGCUUCUGAUUACCAGCAAUAAUAAAUAAAUAAAUAUAUAAACCCUGACAAGGAAGAAAUUAGUGGCUAUUUCGGAAAACAAGACGUGUUCGGAGUCAGCCAAAAUUCUAUUGUUAUUUUUGAGGGGAUAAUUAUUGAGUUGUACACAUUUUUUGUGUGCGUCAUCGACUCUGUCGUCACCAGUUCUGUAAGCAACAACAAUUACGACCACGACAAGAAAGACCAGGCAGAUAAGGGGAAAAAUUAUUAUAGGUUGAUAUCUUGAUUAACUGGCGGAGGAGAGAAGAUUAUUGGGUAAAAAUAUAAAAAUAAAACGUCAUCAGUGGCGGUAAGAUUGCGAGGUGGAUUAUCGCAUGCUCUUGUAGCCUCGUGCGUGAGCACGGGUAAGUGAAUAAAUAACCAACGUAUAUAAGGGACCCCGUGACCGGGGGUAUAAUCAGUCGCGACGGCAGAUGUCAGGAUGCCGGAACAGAGCAACGACUAUAGAGUCGUGGUAUUUGGAGCCGGUGGAGUUGGUAAAAGUUCGUUGGUAUUACGUUUUGUGAAAGGAACUUUUCGCGAAUCUUAUAUACCAACUAUUGAAGACACUUAUAGACAGGUGAUAAGCUGUAAUAAAAAUAUAUGCACACUUCAAAUAACGGAUACAACCGGGUCCCACCAGUUUCCUGCUAUGCAGCGGCUUUCGAUAAGUAAAGGUCACGCAUUCAUCCUGGUGUACUCGGUCUGCUCGCGGCAAAGCCUAGAAGAAUUACGGCCAAUCUGGGCAGUGAUACGGGAGCUUAAGGGUCAGGAUAUUUCCCAAAUACCGAUAAUGCUGGUCGGCAACAAGUGCGAUGAAAGCCCUUCAGUACGCGAAGUAUCAAUGAGCGAGGGUGCGGCCGAGGCUGCUAAUUGGGGCUGUGGAUUUCUUGAGACCUCUGCCAAGACUAAUCACAACGUUAAUGCACUUUUCCGCGAUCUUCUUACCCUCGAGAAGAAUCGCUCGGUCUCAUUACAGCCGGUGCAGAGCAACAACGCGAUAAGCCUUAAGGAAAAAUGUGCCGUUAUGUAAAUUUAUUAUUAAAAAUUAUUACUAUUAAUAUUACUAUUAGUAUUUAAUUAAUUAAAUAAUUCAAUUCAUUCAUUAAAUACUUAUUGAAUUUUAUUGGCUUGUAAGUAUUACUAAAAUUAAUUACUUUAGGUCAUGGUGUCAUGAAAUUAAUUAUCACUUUGAAUUUCAUGUCUAUCCAUUAGGUCGUGAACUAUUUUAUUUUAAAUAAAAUAUAUAAAAUUUUAUUUUCUAUACUAGAAAAGAGUGGUGUUAAAAUAAAAUAACACCGGUGUACGCGGUGUUAAAAUCGGUGUAAAACAAAAUUCCACGUAUAGAAAUUAGAAAAAAAAAUGUAUUAUUCAACACCGAAAAAUAUUUUAACACAGGGAAAUUUUUUUAACACCAUUUCCGGUGUUGAAAUUUAACACCUACGGCGCCUGGACUUACUCCGAUUUUUUUUACAGUGUAUAUUUUAAUUAAUAAUUUACAAGCACAAAAUUAGAAAAGACCGGUGUUGAAAUAAAAUAACACCGGUGUACGCGGUGUUAAAAUCGGUGUAAAAAAAUUUCAUGUAUAGAUAUUAGAAAAAAAAAUGUAUUAUUCAACACCGAACAAUAUUUUAACACGCAGAAACGUUUUUAACACCGUUUUCGGUGUUGAAAUUUAACACCGAAAAUUUUAACACCCACACCGCCUGGACUUACCCCGGUUUUUUGUUAUAGUGUAGAUUUUAAUUAAUAAUUUACAAGCACAAAAUAAGCGU
This is a messenger RNA of Microplitis mediator, 2857 nucleotides long. RefSeq names its product GTP-binding protein Di-Ras2. Gene Ontology annotation, cellular component: plasma membrane. Gene Ontology annotation, molecular function: GTP binding; GDP binding; GTPase activity. NCBI's taxonomy places the organism in Eukaryota, Metazoa, Arthropoda, Insecta, Hymenoptera, Braconidae. The transcript has 3 exons. The record is from RefSeq and is a predicted model, not a curated record. Gene Ontology annotation, biological process: signal transduction. Bases 1525 to 2115 code for a protein of 196 amino acids.